AAUGAAGAUAAAACAAUGUCAGCCAACCUCAAAUACCUUUCCUCGGGAAUUUUGAUCUUUCAGACUAGCAGUCUGGUUCUAACGAUGCGUUAUUCUAGGACUUUAAAAGAGGAGGGGCCUCGUUAUCUGUCAUCUACAGCCGUGGUUGUUGCUGAACUUUUGAAGAUAAUGGCCUGCAUUUUAUUAGUCUACAAAGACAGCAAAUGUAGUCUAAGAGCACUGAAUGGAAUACUACAUGAUGAAAUUCUUAAUAAACCUAUGGAAACACUUAAACUUGCUAUUCCAUCAGGGAUAUACACUCUUCAGAAUAAUUAUGUGGCCCUGUCAAAUCUAGAUGCAGCUACUUAUCAGGUCACAUAUCAGUUGAAAAUUCUUACGACUGCAUUAUUUUCUGUGUCGAUGCUUAGUAAAAAAUUAGGUGUGUACCAGUGGCUCUCCCUAGUAAUUUUGAUGACAGGAGUUGCUUUUGUACGGUGGCCCUCAGAUUCUCAAGAGCUUGAUUCUAAGGAACUUUCAGCUGGCUCACAAUUCGUAGGCCUCAUGGCAGUUCUCACAGCAUGUUUUUCAAGUGGCUUUGCUGGGGUUUACUUUGAGAAAAUCUUAAAAGAAACCAAACAAUCAGUGUGGAUAAGAAACAUUCAACUUGGUUUCUUUGGGAGUAUAUUUGGAUUAAUGUGUGUAUAUGUUUAUGAUGGAGAACUGGCAUCAAAGAAUGGAUUUUUUCAGGGGUAUAACCGGCUGACCUGGAUAGUUGUUGUUCUUCAGGCACUGGGAGGCCUUGUAAUAGCUGCUGUUAUUAAGUAUGCGGAUAACAUUUUAAAAGGAUUUGCAACCUCUCUGUCCAUAAUAUUAUCAACACUGAUAUCUUAUUUUUGGCUACAAGAUUUCGUACCAACCAGUGUCUUUUUCCUUGGAGCCAUCCUUGUAAUAACAGCUACUUUCCUAUAUGGUUAUGAUCCUAAACCUGCAGGAAAUCCCACUAAAGCAUAGUGGUAAUACUGUCUUUAUCUGGUUUUUCACAAUGGUGCACUAGGAAUCUCAACAUUAAUCCUGCACAGAGGACUUCUACAGAUUCUAAGAAAAAAAUCAUCAUGCUGAAUCUGAUCAUAAUGUUCAAAUGGUUUGAAAAUAUAAAAGUUUAAGGAUAAAAUAUAUGUAUAUGUAACAAAAUGCCUAUUGCAUCUAGAAAUCAAAACUUGAAAGUAUUUCCAGGGAUUAGAAUAAUUAUUGGAGGAAACUUGAAAUCUGAGUUUAAAAAGAUUUUAUGUUUUUGAUUGCUGCAGAAAUAUCCUAUGCAUUCUUUGCAAGAGCACACAACAAAUGUCAGACAUCAAUUUUGCAAAUUAGAUACAUUUAAUCUUAUUAAAUGUUUUUUAUCUUACUCCUUCUGUACAGAUAUAUCAAAUAACAUAGAUAUUCAAAGUUUGAAAAUUAUAAUUACCUAUAAAGCUGUGAAGAAAUAGAAGGAUGAUUUGAAAAACAUUUUCAUGUAUCUCAGAUUUUUAUAUUUAUACAGAAGAUUACUAAACAAAGGAUUGCUAUAUGUUGCAA
Messenger RNA from Physeter macrocephalus (sperm whale), 1551 nucleotides. RefSeq names its product UDP-N-acetylglucosamine transporter-like. Gene Ontology annotation, molecular function: UDP-galactose transmembrane transporter activity. Gene Ontology annotation, biological process: pyrimidine nucleotide-sugar transmembrane transport. The record is from RefSeq and is a predicted model, not a curated record. NCBI's taxonomy places the organism in Eukaryota, Metazoa, Chordata, Mammalia, Artiodactyla, Physeteridae. Gene Ontology annotation, cellular component: Golgi membrane.